Molecule: messenger RNA, 258 nt
Organism: Beauveria bassiana ARSEF 2860
Lineage: Eukaryota; Fungi; Ascomycota; Sordariomycetes; Hypocreales; Cordycipitaceae
Product: diphthamide biosynthesis protein
Exons: 2
Coding region: 1-258 (85 amino acids)
Biological process (GO): protein histidyl modification to diphthamide
Molecular function (GO): metal ion binding
Source: RefSeq, a predicted model, not a curated record
AUGUCCGACGACGACAACCUGUCCAUCUACGACGAAAUCGAAAUCGAAGACAUGACAUUCGACGACGCCCUGCAGACGUACUUUUAUCCGUGCCCGUGCGGCGACCGCUUUCAGAUUGCGCUCGACGACCUGCGCGACGAGCAAGACGUUGCCGUAUGUCCGAGCUGCAGCCUCAUGAUUCGCGUCAUUUUCGACCUGGACGAUUUGCCCCAGCCGCCGCCACCAGGGCCAGGGAAUCCGAUUCCCAUUGCCGCGUAA